CGGGGCGGGGGCGCGCGGGGAGAAGCGAUGCACCCAAGGCACGAGGAUCUGCAGCCAUGCAAGGCUCCAGUAUUUCGCCUCACUGGUUUUCUCUCCUGAACAAAGUGGAAGUGCAAAAUCGCCCUCCCACCCCACCUCGUCACCAUGAAGAGGUGCACAUCGGAUGAGCUGCAGCAGCCGGAGGAGGACUGUGCUGGGGCUGAAGAUGCCCCCAACCUGGCUGCCAUGGAUGCGAAACCUGGGGAUUGCGCUUCUGCUCUGUCAGAUUCGGGCACUGCUGCUAAUCCAAACCCUGCUCCCCAUCCUGUUCCCCGGAGCAAGCCUCCUGAUUUGAAGAAAAUACAGCAGCUCUCAGAAGGCUCCAUGUUUGGCCAUGGCCUGAAGCACCUUUUCCACAGUCGCCGCAGGUCGCGGGAACGGGAGCACCAGAACUCCCAGGACUCUCUGUCGCAGCACUACGGGAUGUCUGACCACGACUCCCCCGAUGAGAAGGAACGCUCGCCAGAGAUGCACCGUGUCUCCUACGCCAUGUCCCUCCACGACCUCCCCGUACGCCCCACUGCCUUCAACAGGGUGCUGCAGCAGAUCCGCUCCCGCCCAUCUAUCAAGAGAGGGAGCAGCUUGCACAGCGGCAGCCGCCGGAGCAAAAGCAGCUCCCUUGAUCCCCAGAAAGGCAGCCCCCAUCUGGUCCGGAAGGCUCCCCAGGAUAGUAGCCUCACAGCCAUACUGCAUCAGCACCAGGGCCGGCCAAGGUCUUCAUCUGCCACAGACACCGCCAUCUUGCUAGCUGAAAGUGGGGCUGUGUACCUCCUCUCAGAGGAGUCGGAGUGCCUCGCCGACAAGCUGGACAAAGGGGACGUGAGCACACUUAGUCUGCCUUCCAACGCCAGCUAUGGCGACGCCGACAUCAGCAACAUCUGCUUGGAUGUCCCAGAUGGCACCCCAGACCCGCACAGGACGAAAGCUGCCAUCGACCACCUGCACCAGAAAAUCCUCAAGAUCACCGAGCAGAUCAAGAUUGAGCAGGAGGCUCGGGACGACAACGUAGCCGAGUACCUGAAACUGGCCAACAACGCUGACAAGCAGCAGGCCUCCCGCAUCAAGCAAGUCUUUGAGAAGAAGAACCAGAAGUCGGCCCAGACCAUCGCCCAGCUCCAUAAGAAGCUUGAGCACUACCACAAGAAGCUAAAGGAGAUUGAACAGAACGGGCUCUCCCGACAGCCCAAGGAUGUCUUCCGGGACAUGCACCAGGGCCUCAAGGAUGUGGGGGCCAACGUCCGGUCCAGCAUCAGCGGCUUUGGAGGCGGGGUAGUGGAAGGCGUCAAGGGAAGCCUGUCGGGUUUGUCCCAGGCCACCCACACGGCUGUGGUCUCCAAGCCCCGGGAGUUCGCCAGCCUGAUCCGGAACAAAUUUGGCAGCGCCGACAACAUCGCCCACCUCAAGGACACUCUGGAUGACGGGCACCCCGAGGAGGCCUCGAGGACUCUGAGCGGCAGCGCCACCCUGGUGUCCAGCCCCAAGUACGGCAGCGACGACGAGUGCUCCAGUGCCACCUCGGGAUCGGCAGCGGGCAGCAACUCAGGGGCAGGGCCCGGCGGCUUGGGGAGCCCCAAGUCCAAUACCCUGGACAGUCACCAUAAUAACUUUGACACCAUCCUGGAGGAGCUCCGGGAGAUUAAGGACAGUCAGUCGCACCUGGAGGACUCGAUGGAGGAUCUCAAGGCGCAGCUGCAGAGGGACUAUACCUACAUGACGCAGUGCUUGCAAGAGGAGCGGUACAGAUACGAACGCCUGGAAGAGCAGCUGAAUGACCUGACUGAGCUCCACCAGAAUGAAAUGACCAACCUGAAGCAAGAGCUAGCCAGCAUGGAGGAGAAGGUGGCCUAUCAGUCCUACGAGAGGGCCAGGGACAUCCAGGAAGCGGUGGAGUCGUGCCUCACCCGUGUCACCAAGCUGGAGCUCCAGCAGCAGCAGCAGCAGGUGGUGCAGCUGGAAGGGGUGGAGAACGCCAAUGCCCGGGCCCUGCUGGGCAAAUUCAUCAACGUCAUUCUGGCCCUCAUGGCGGUGCUGCUCGUCUUCGUCUCCACCAUCGCCAACUUCAUCACUCCCCUCAUGAAGACCCGCAUGCGCAUCCUCAGCACCGCCCUGUUGUUCCUCUUCCUCCUCUUCCUCUGGAAGCACUGGGACUCCAUCACUUAUUUCCUGGAGCAUGUGUUGCUCCCCAGCUGAUUCCCUGGGGCAGCAUUCCAUUUUCCUA
This is a messenger RNA of Mauremys reevesii (Reeves's turtle), 2257 nucleotides long. RefSeq names its product transmembrane and coiled-coil domain family 2 (gene TMCC2). Gene Ontology annotation, biological process: amyloid precursor protein metabolic process. Bases 145 to 2229 code for a protein of 694 amino acids. The transcript is spliced from 6 exons. Gene Ontology annotation, cellular component: endomembrane system. NCBI's taxonomy places the organism in Eukaryota, Metazoa, Chordata, Testudines, Geoemydidae. The record is from RefSeq and is a predicted model, not a curated record.